Messenger RNA from Salvia miltiorrhiza (redroot sage), 1868 nucleotides. Its product is annotated as ankyrin repeat-containing protein BDA1-like. NCBI's taxonomy places the organism in Eukaryota, Viridiplantae, Streptophyta, Magnoliopsida, Lamiales, Lamiaceae. The record is from RefSeq and is a predicted model, not a curated record. Bases 190 to 1701 code for a protein of 503 amino acids. Gene Ontology annotation, molecular function: protein binding. The transcript has 2 exons.
AGGAGGCUAGGCGAGCAUAAAAAACAAAUAAAUAUACAACACAUCAAAUAUUUAAUUACCUUUACCAGUUGAUGAGUCCUUGACACACAUGGAAAAAGGGGAAAAACAAGCUAAGCUAGCUUGUGAUACACUCAUGAUGAAUUCUUCAAAUCCUAAGCUUUGCUCCAUGAAUGCAAAGUAACCGCGAAAAUGGAUGGGUGCGAUCAUGAGUGUGAGUGCAAGAAGAGAAGCGAAUACACGGCGACGAUAAAGAUCUGCGAAUGCGAGUGCGAUUGCAACUGCGAGUGCUGCAUCGACCGCUUCUACUCCGCCAUCGAAGACGAUCCCAAGCUGCUGCAGAGGCUGGACAAGAUCCAGUUCGCCCACACGCCGCUGCACGAGGCGGCGGAGAGUGGGAACACCGUCUUGGCCCUCGAGGUCAUGAACCUCAUGCCGUCCCUCGCCAAGAAGCUCAACCCGCAGGGCCUCAGCCCCCUCCACCUCGCCGUCGUCAAGGGGAACGUCGCCACCGCCCUCGCCCUCGUCAAGCUCGACAGCCACCUCGUCCGCAUCAAGGGCAAGGCCGGCCUCACCCCGCUGCACCAUGCCGCCGCGACGUCCCACGACAAGUGCCAGUCGGAGCUUCUCGCCGGUCUUCUGGUGGAGUGCCCGGAAUCUAUGGCGGUGUUGAAUAACCGGCGGCAGUCGGCGCUGCACGUGGCGCUCGAGAACCAGAACGUGCAAGCUGCUCGCUUGCUCGUGAAUUGGCUGGUCAUCGUGGCGCAAGAAUCCGAUCUCUCGAUCAAGGAUGCGCAUGGCAACACAACCCUUCACGUUGCAGCUCGUUAUUGUCGAUGCAGGGAGCUACUGGCAUUAUUGACCAAGUUAGUAAAAGUAAACAAAGCGAACAACUACGGCGAGACGCCUCUAGACAUCGCCAUCCACCACCGAAACGGCGACGCCGUAGAGGUGCUGAAGAGCGCCGGAGCGACGGUGCAGACGACGCGGGGGGAGGAGCAGCACCUCCUCCGCAGGCCGUCGAGGACGGUCCGGUACCUCCUGGGGAAACACGCCAACAAAUGCGCGGAGAUGCUGACGCGCGCCUACUUCUUCAUCACCAAGGAGCUGACCAUGGACAUGCGCAACACCAUCCUGGUGGUGGCGGUGCUGAUCGCCACCACCACCUACCAGGGCGUCCUCCAGCCCCCCGGCGGGGUCUACUCGGCGGAGGGCAACACCGACGUCCGGCUGGUGGAGCACCCGCCGGGGCGGAUGGUGAUGGGGACCACCAAGUACAGCUACUUCAUGCCCACCAACACCUUGGCCUUCAUCUCGGCCACGCUCAUCAUCAUCUUCGUGCUGCCCGACCGCGCCUUCGUCGUCAUCCUGCAGGCCUGCCUGAUAUUCAUGUGCAUCGGCUACCUUCUUGCCUUGAAUUUCAUCUCUUAUUACAAUAAGUUUUCGAGGAUUUUGGACAUCGUGUGCUGCUGCACGCUCGGCGUGGCGUUCUCGUUGAAGCUGGGGUAUUACUGCGUGAAGGCGUAUUACAAUGAGGAUGAGUGGCUGCUGCGGCGGCUGGGGGUGAUGAUCAGCAACCACAAGGCUCGCUUUUUUUGGACGCCGCCGCCCGACCAAGGUGGUGAUCGUGGUCGUGGUUUGGAGAUGUCGGUUAUAGGGAGGAUGAGGCAGCAAUAUAAACUCAUUUCUAAAAGAGUGGCUUAAUUAAUUGAUUAAACUCUCUCUCUCUCUCUCUCCAUCAUAAUCGUCGCUUUAUUCUUUGUUUCUUUCUUUAUUUUGCAUUGAUGGUAAACCGCAGCGACUACUUUUAAUGUGCACUACAUAUGAUAUAGACUCAAAUUUAUAGAGCUUUGACUACUACAUUAUUCCAA